AUCGCCAAAGUGCCUUUGUACAAACAUGAGAAGAAAGUAUUGGCCGACUUGGUGGAGGCACAGGACGAGGAGAGUGACAUGAUCACGUACAGGAAACUGAUAAGCGCGGUGAACAACGAAGUGACGACACAGAGAGAGGUGAAAAAGGAGAAAACCGCUCAACAGCGCAGAUGGCGGGAACACAAGGCACAGGUCACGGACAAGGCAGAGAGGAACGCCAGGAACGCCGGGGUCCAUCUAGAGAACCUCGUGGAGAGAGUCACGGCAGCAGCUAAACGACAGUCCCAGCUGUGAGGAAAACUGACAAAGUGAAGCUUGUUAUACACACAUUGUCAUUUCGCUAACUCAGAAUUGAAAAGUUUUAUCCGACAUUUUAAAAUUUGGCCGUUUUGAGUUAAUAAGACCAUGAGGUCAGAAACUAAAAUUUCAUGUUCUAUCUCUGCUUUAUCAAAAUCGUUAAAAUACCUGGAGUCAUUAUGAAGUUACUCAAAGAAUUGCAUUUGAAAAAGCUUGAUAUGUUGUGAAACUCAAAAAAAAAAUGUGAUCUCAAGUUUCUCAAAACUGAGUACAUGUACUGAGCAGAUAGAACUUUGUAAUUCUGAGGUAGCCAUUUAUUGAAGCUAUGAUUAAAGGAGGCAGGUCCUCUGAG
This is a messenger RNA of Aplysia californica (California sea hare), 649 nucleotides long. RefSeq lists its product as uncharacterized. The record is from RefSeq and is a predicted model, not a curated record. Lineage: Eukaryota; Metazoa; Mollusca; Gastropoda; Aplysiida; Aplysiidae.